UGGGCAAGAUGGCGGAAGGGGAGGACGUGGGAUGGUGGCGGAGUUGGCUGCAGCAGAGCUACCAGACCGUCAAGGAGAAGUCCUCUGAAGCCUUGGAGUUUAUGAAGAGGGACUUGACAGAGUUUACCCAAGUAGUACAGCAUGACACAGCCUGCACCAUCGCAGCCACAGCCAGUGUGGUUAAGGAGAAACUGGCUACUGAAGGCACCUCCGGAGCAACAGAGAAAAUGAAGAAGGGACUGUCUGACUUCCUAGGGGUGAUCUCUGACACCUUUGCUCCCUCACCAGACAAAACUAUUGACUGUGAUGUCAUUACCCUGAUGGGUACACCUUCUGGCACAGCUGAACCCUAUGAUGGCACCAAGGCUCGCCUCUAUAGCCUGCAGUCUGACCUGGCAACCUACUGCAAUGAACCAUAUGGGCCCCCGGAAUUAUUUGAUGCCUGGCUUUCCCAGUUCUGCUUGGAGGAGAAGAAGGGGGAGAUCUCAGAGCUCCUUGUAGAAAGCCCCUCCAUCCGGGCCCUCUCCAAGAUGGUCCCAGCAGCUGUCUCCCACUUCGAAUUCUGGCAUCGGUAUUUCUAUAAAGUCCAUCAGCUGGAACAGGAACAAGCACGGAGGGAGGCCCUGAAACAGCGGGCAGAACAAAGCGUCUCUGAAGAACCUGGCUGGGAGGAAGAGGAAGUCCCGGAGACUGAACCCAGGACCUCAAACCUGCAAGAGGAGCCUGUGGGCAUGUCCCCCACAUCUCCAAUAGAAGCAAAAGUUCCUAGUACCAGGACUCCCUCAUCCCUCAAAGGAGAAGGACCUGGUUCCCAGAGCCCCUGUGAGGAAACACUGGUGCGCUCAGGUGAGCCUCCAGCAGAGGUGACUCCUUCAGAGAGCAGCGAGAGUGUCUCCCUCGUGACGCAGGUGGCCAAUCCUCCCCCUGCCCCUGAGGUGCCAGUGCUACCCAAGGACCUGUCCCAAAAACUUCUGGAGGCGUCUUUGGAAGAACAGAGCCUGCCUGUGGAUGUAGGCGAGACUGGACCCCCACCCUCUGCUCAGCCGAAGCCUCAUGCCCCUGCUGGUCGCUUCAGUGGUGCAGAACCCAGGCCUGCAGCCAGAGUAGAGACUCUGAAGGAGGAGGUGCUCUCAGACUUACAGGUGUUCGAGCUGAACUCAGACAGCGGGAAGUCUACCCCAUCCAACAAUGGAAAGAAAGGCUCAAGCACAGAUAUCAGUGAGGACUGGGAGAAGGACUUUGACUUGGACAUGACUGAAGAAGAAGUACAGAUGGUACUUUCCAACAUGGAUGCCUCAGGGGAGCUGGAAGAUGCUGAGUGGGAGGACUGGGAAUGAGGGAAGCCAAACUGCUCCCUCCUACCCACAGCACCUCCCACCACCCUCACUCGUCUCAGACCAGCCCUGGAAGACACUGAGAAUGUUCCCCAAAUGGCCUCAACCACAGCUCUGGUCCCCAUUCCUGGGUUGAUUCUGGAUUGUCACAAUUUCUGGCCUCUGCUCACAUCUGUAAAUGGACUCACUAAAUCCAGACCAGAAACCCUGACUUGUGCCAACCAUAAGAUACUGAAGGGGAGAAUAUGUGCCCUUUCACCAGAAGAGCCUGCUGAAUACCCAUUGUUCUUGGAACAUUUUCUGGAAGUCCCAAAGGAAUAACUCUAGCCCUCUGCCUGUGUAGACUAAACCACCAGUGUCCUGAGAAAACCAAGAGAUGUACUGUCCAUCUAUGAGCAGACAAGGAGGGCAUGUCAUUUGCCCUUGGCUAGAGAGAUGGCAAGCUCAUCUCACCUUAUCCCUUCUGCGGGGUAAGAGGCACUCAGGGCUGGGUAUCCUCCCUUCCCUCCCAGCUAUUUUCCAUUCCUGGUAGGGUUUCUUAUGAUACAGACUCUAGAGACCAAACCCUGAGUUCCCACACCUUUCCAGCCCAGGCUUGUAUAUUCCCUAUACUUCCUAGGGCUUCUUCGUGUCAGACACACCCAAGUCCUUAGCCCAGCUGUGCCACCUGCAAGAGAUUGCUCUUGUAUUUCCUUCCCUCCCCACACAGGGAGGAGGCCACUUCUGGCCUUUCUGUGCAUUGCCCAGUAGGAUUCUUUGUCCAACCAGCUACCACCUCAACUCCCCUGUAGCCUAGGACACAAGCCGGCUUGAAGCGGUACAGAGCAGUGAUCAAAGCCGAGUACUUACAGCUCUGGUAACCCCACCUUCUCCCUCCGCCUCCGCCUUUCUACUUUCCGAAGGGACCCAGAAGUGGGGGAGCUUCCUAAGACUGGUCUGCAAAAGCUCUUCCUCCUGAAGACAGAGCAGCCUGUGGCUCUUGCACCCUCAGCUCUGGUAAAACUGCACCUCUCUGGGGGACUGAGGGGCUGCAGAGACCCUGGAGACCCUGGUGCUUCUGAUGCUGCUCUGGUGAUUCUUGUAUAUAAUCUGGUGUGUUCCCAUGAGUUAAAGGGAUGCUGAGAGAGGCAGUCAUUUCCAUGGCAGACCUUCAGCAAGGGCUGAGAUGGAAAAAAUGCUGAAUCUUUUUUUUUUUUUUUGAUGGGAUGGGUUUUUCCUCUUUAUAAUUAUUUCUUUGGUUUAAUCUUUUGGUUGUUUGUGCAAUAUUAUAUAUUUUAAAUUAUAAUGCAUCUUCCCAGAGUAUUUUGUAGCCAGGAAAAGAAAAAAAAAGGAAAAAUUCUAACAGCUGUUAGUUUUGUAAUUAAAAAAGAAAAAAGAACUUUGUCCUGAACCUUUUCCAGAUUUGCCAUUAACAGCAUUAAAGAAAUUCAAAAGAAAAAAAAAAAAAAAAGAA
Suncus etruscus (white-toothed pygmy shrew) is the source of this 2787-nucleotide messenger RNA. RefSeq names its product BSD domain-containing protein 1-like. NCBI's taxonomy places the organism in Eukaryota, Metazoa, Chordata, Mammalia, Eulipotyphla, Soricidae. Gene Ontology annotation, cellular component: cytoplasm. The record is from RefSeq and is a predicted model, not a curated record.